AUGCUCCGCCCCAGGGGGCGGACCGCGGCCCCCGCCGGAAGUGUUCUCGCUCAGGCGGCAUUUCCUUCCUGUGUGAGGCCGGCUCCGGGCUUUUGCUCCCGCUGUUUCUGCCCCCGGGUUAACAAUCAAGAUGGUACAUGCUGAAACCUUUUCUCGUCCCUUGAGUCGGAAUGAAGUUGUUGGUUUAAUUUUCCGUUUGACAAUAUUUGGUGCAGUAACAUACUUUACUAUCAAAUGGAUGGUAGAUGCAAUUGAUCCAACCAGAAAGCAAAAAGUAGAAGCUCAGAAACAGGCAGAAAAACUAAUGAAGCAAAUUGGUGUGAAAAAUGUGAAGCUCUCAGAAUACGAAAUGAGUAUUGCUGCUCAUCUGGUAGACCCUCUUAAUAUGCAUGUUACUUGGAGUGAUAUAGCAGGUUUAGAUGACGUUAUUACAGAUCUGAAAGACACAGUUAUUUUACCUAUCAAAAAGAAGCAUUUGUUUGAGAAUUCCAGGCUUCUGCAGCCUCCAAAAGGUGUUCUUCUCUACGGGCCUCCAGGCUGUGGUAAAACAUUGAUUGCCAAGGCUACAGCCAAAGAAGCAGGCUGUCGAUUUAUUAACCUUCAGCCUUCAACACUGACUGAUAAGUGGUAUGGAGAAUCUCAAAAAUUGGCUGCUGCUGUUUUCUCUCUUGCCAUAAAGCUACAGCCUUCCAUCAUCUUUAUAGAUGAAAUAGACUCCUUUCUACGAAACCGUUCGAGUUCUGACCAUGAAGCUACAGCCAUGAUGAAAGCUCAGUUUAUGAGUCUGUGGGAUGGACUGGAUACUGAUCACCGCUGCCAGGUCAUAGUAAUGGGAGCUACUAAUCGUCCUCAGGACCUUGACUCGGCUAUAAUGAGAAGAAUGCCUACAAGAUUUCAUAUCAACCAGCCCGCUUUAAAACAAAGAGAAGCAAUCCUGAAACUCAUCUUGAAAAAUGAAAAUGUGGAUAGGCAUGUAGACUUGCUAGAAGUUGCCCAGGAAACUGAUGGGUUUUCAGGAAGUGACCUAAAAGAGAUGUGUCGAGAUGCUGCCCUUCUCUGUGUCAGAGAAUAUGUUAAUUCUACAUCAGAAGAAAGCCAUGAUGAAGAUGAAAUUCGGCCUGUGCAACAGCAGGACCUGCAUCGGGCAAUUGAAAAGAUGAAGAAAUCAAAGGAUGCUGCAUUUCAGAAUGUUUUAACACAUGUUUGUUUGGAUUAAGAGUAAAGAUCCUUUGUACAGUUCA
Molecule: messenger RNA, 1241 nt
Organism: Propithecus coquereli (Coquerel's sifaka)
Lineage: Eukaryota; Metazoa; Chordata; Mammalia; Primates; Indriidae
Gene: ATAD1
Product: ATPase family, AAA domain containing 1
Exons: 10
Coding region: 131-1216 (361 amino acids)
Cellular component (GO): mitochondrial outer membrane
Molecular function (GO): ATP hydrolysis activity; ATP binding
Source: RefSeq, a predicted model, not a curated record